GGGUGGGCCUGCCUUGCUUGCGGUAGGAGGGCAAGUUAGCUGCCAGCUGCGAUCAAGAGCCCGACACUCCAUGCGCGAUGCUGUUCUGGACUGCACUCAGCCUGGCUUUGAGUUUGCGGCUGGCACUGGCGGGGAGCGGCGUGGAGAGCAGUGCCACAGCGUCAGCCCCCCAGGGGGACCUGUUGUUCCUGUUGGACAGCUCAGCCAGCGUGUCACACUAUGAAUUCUCCAGAGUUCGGGAAUUCGUGGGGCAGCUGGUGUCUGCAAUGCCUUUUGGCCCCGGGGCUGUGCGUGCUAGCCUGGUGCAUGUGGGCAGUCGGCCGCACACAGAGUUUACUUUCGACCAGUACAGCUCAGGCCAGGCUGUACAGGAUGCCGUACGUGUGGCGUCCCAACGUAUGGGUGACACCAAUACAGGCUUGGCACUGGCUUAUGCUAAAGAGCAACUGUUUGCCGAAGCAGCAGGUGCCCGGCUAGGGGUUCCCAAAGUCCUGGUGUGGGUGACCGAUGGAGGCUCCAGUGAUCCUGUAGGGCCCCCUAUACAGGAUCUCAAGGACCUGGGUGUCACCGUCUUCAUCGUCAGCACUGGCCGGGGCAACCUGUUGGAACUGUCGGCGGCUGCCUCAGCUCCUGCUGAGAAGCACCUACACUUUGUGGAUGUGGAUGACCUUCAGAUCAUCGCUCCAGAACUUCGGGGCUCCAUCACUGAUGCGAUGCAGCCACAGCAGCUUCAUGCCUCAGAGAUUCUGUCCAAUGGCUUCCGCCUGUCCUGGCCGCCCCUGUUGACUGCGGACUCUGGUUAUUACGUGCUGGAGCUUGUGCCCAGUGACAAACUGUCAGCCGCAAGACGCCAACAGCUGCCAGGGAAUGCCACCAGCUGGAUCUGGACCGACCUCAAUCCAGACACGGAUUAUGAAGUAGCGCUGCUGCCCGAGUCCAACGUGCACCCUCUGCGGCCCCAGUACGUGCGAGUACGCACGCUGCAAGAGGAGGUCGGGCCGGAACGCAUCGUCAUCUCGCAUACCAGACCACGCAGCCUCCGCGUAAGCUGGGCCCCCGCGCUCGGCCCGGACUCCGCUCUCGGCUACCAUAUCCAGCUCGGGCCUCUGCCAUGCGGCUCCCUGCAGCGCGUGGAGGUGCCCGCUGGCCAAAACAGCACCACCAUCCAAGGCCUGACUCCCGGCACCGUUUACCUGGUGACUGUGACUGCAGCCUUCCGCUCUGGCCGCGAGAGGGCGCUCUCCGCUAAGGCUUGUACGGCCUCGGGCGAGCGGACCCGCGCCCCGCAGUCGGUGCGGCCGGAGUCCAGACCGCCCGAGCCGUGAUCGACCUGCCCCGUCCACCCGAGGGUCCCUCUUCCCUAGCCCAGUGAGGGAGGCGCCGCCGCUGCCGAAGCCGAGGUUUUUCUCGGGGGUGGGAUAGGGUGGGGUGGGGGGAGAUAGGGUGCCGGUCCUGCCUUUCCCUAGUGGUCACGCUGGGUAGCUGGGUCCUCGCCUGACUCCCGGGAACCCUGCGGCGACCCUGGUAGCCGCAGGUGCAAUGGCAAUCAUCUCCGGUUGCCAGUGGAAUUGAGCACACAGUGGUCUUUCGGCGGCAUUUGGCGGGGAGAUGGACAGUGUCAGAGGGCAGGUUGAAGACGUAAGACCCAGGACAAGCAUGCGCGAGAGAAGGGACACAGGGUCUCCUACCUGCGCCAGAGGCCGGGCCCUCUGCUGGUGAGGACGGCACAUGGCUUGGAGGAGAGCCCAGGACCAUCCGGGUCCUGCUUGUGCCUAGAAAGUGGGUGGAAAGAAAAAGAGGAGAGGCUGGUGCAGGCAGGAUUCCCAAAGGCUUCGGAAGGUUCGGGAGGGGUCUUGGGAGGCUGAUGAUGUUGUCAAGCGGUUUUCACUAGGGUCCUCUGCCAGCCUGGAGGCCAGUACCUGUCAGGGACACUGGCCCUGCCUUCCUGCCCAGGACUUACACUAGACCCCACUAUCAGUGCCUGGGAUGCCGUCUUUUCUUCGCAGGAAUGGGAUGAGACCUUGGCAUCUAGGAUCGUGGGAAUAGGAGAUCUCCUGCUAUGACAGGCUCUAAGGGAGGCUAAUGUAGGGAACUUCACAGGGGCCAGGAACAAACAACAUUCCCCGGGAUAGAUUCAUUCCAAGGGCUCUGCAACAGCUAACCCCAACGUGUCAUGCUAGUUGGCUAGCUCUUGUCCUCACCUGCCACCCUAGGGCUUCUAACAGAAGCUAAGGGUGGUUCCCCUCGAGUCCCUACGCAGGCAGAGCCGUUCUUCCCAGAAUCAUUUGCCCCAACCCAAGCUUACUUCAUCUUCCCCACUAACUACCCAAACUCUAAAAUACAGUUAUAAACUGUGCCUGCAGUCUUAUUAAAAUGCUUUAAUUUUCGAGCCGG
This is a messenger RNA of Microtus oregoni (creeping vole), 2394 nucleotides long. Its product is annotated as von Willebrand factor A domain-containing protein 1-like. Gene Ontology annotation, molecular function: protein binding. The transcript has 4 exons. Bases 78 to 1325 code for a protein of 415 amino acids. NCBI's taxonomy places the organism in Eukaryota, Metazoa, Chordata, Mammalia, Rodentia, Cricetidae. The record is from RefSeq and is a predicted model, not a curated record.